Lipotes vexillifer (Yangtze River dolphin) is the source of this 798-nucleotide messenger RNA. RefSeq names its product tumor necrosis factor receptor superfamily member 10A-like. The annotation marks the transcript as partial. The record is from RefSeq and is a predicted model, not a curated record. The transcript is spliced from 6 exons. Gene Ontology annotation, biological process: positive regulation of apoptotic process; TRAIL-activated apoptotic signaling pathway. Gene Ontology annotation, cellular component: cell surface; plasma membrane. Gene Ontology annotation, molecular function: TRAIL binding. NCBI's taxonomy places the organism in Eukaryota, Metazoa, Chordata, Mammalia, Artiodactyla, Lipotidae.
GUCACAGCUGCCUCAACCAUGCCCACAGGGAAGGAUGGAGUUCACCAGCAAUUAGCUGCCCCACAGGGAUGGAGGCGCAGCUUCUGGGAGUCGUGUCCACCAGGAUACCAUGUAUCAGAAGGUGGAGAAAACUGUAUAUCCUGUACAAAUGGAGUGGACUUUACUAAUCACUGGAACAUGCUCCCUUCCUGCUUACCAUGUACAAUCUGUAAAUCAGGUGAAGAAGAGAGGAGCCCUUGCACGGCGACUAAGGACACACAGUGUCAGUGCAAACCUGGAACUUUCCAUGAAGAAGACUCACCCGAGUUCUGCCAGAAGUGCAGCACUGGGUGCCCUGAUGGGAUGGUUGUGGCCAAGCCCUGUAACCCCAUCAGUGACCUCAAAUGUGUGGACCAAAAAUCAGAUACCCAGGCCAGUGGGGAGGCCCUGGUUCCUGGAAAGACAGUGACCAUGAGCUGGAGACUGCCCACCACUCCCUCUCCUUCCUCGGGCAAUUCACAGCUGGAGAUCGGAAUUGUAACUGCUGGUGUCUUCCUGCUGCUGGUGCCGAUUGCCUAUGUUUUCUGGCGGUUCUUCAUUCAAGGUUACGGUGUGGACCCUAAGUGCAUGGACAGGGUCUUUUUCUGCUGCUCAUGUCCCCCAAGAGGUCCUGGGGCUCUGGACAAUGCCCAUAACAACAUGCUGAUCAACAGAGAUUUGCUGUCCAUUCUGGUGGCCAAGAAGGACCUAGAAGACCAGGAGCAGGGCAAGCUGACAGGUGUCAUGGUACAGUCUCUGGUGGAAGCAAAGCAUUUACUG